This is a messenger RNA of Parus major (Great Tit), 7413 nucleotides long. RefSeq names its product interleukin 4 induced 1 (gene IL4I1). The transcript has 7 exons. The record is from RefSeq and is a predicted model, not a curated record. Gene Ontology annotation, molecular function: polyamine oxidase activity; L-amino-acid oxidase activity. Gene Ontology annotation, biological process: amino acid catabolic process. Bases 3857 to 5428 code for a protein of 523 amino acids. Lineage: Eukaryota; Metazoa; Chordata; Aves; Passeriformes; Paridae.
AGACCCCCCCCUUGCACCCCAGGACCACAAAGCCUCCCCACCAGGACACAAUGGAGGCGAUGCCGAGCACAGCUCCGCUCCGGAAGCCCAAGACGGUAUCCGGGAGAGGAGAGGCCAAGAAGCAGCUGCGCUUACCCAGAGCCCUCUAGAGGUAAAGUAAUCCCAGACCCGUCUCCGAACCUCCCGUGGACCCUUUGGAACUGUGGGAACGCGCGGAACCGCCGAGCCCCCCAUCCUCCUGCUCUGUCACCCGCCUUGUCUCCCCGGCUGCUACCCGGAGGGUUUGAGGACCCUGCUGGAAGCUGUGCCAGGGAGAUUGGGAUAGCAGGACCACGGAUGGAUCACGGAUGAUGCUGGGAAUGUGGAAGGGUUUAACUGGAAUCCCCCUCUGGUGAGAGAGGGGACACUGCUGUUUCUAAAUCAGCAGCAGGCAGGAAGAAAUUCGUGGUUUUUACCUGGAAAAGUAGCCCUGAUGGUGUUUUCCUGGUCAAAGUAAGUGAGUUUUCUCCCCUCAAAACUCCAGGUGAGCUGCUUAUAACAAUGCCACGAAUAAAAGUAGUGGGAUAAAUACCCCUAAUCCGCCAGGCUGGGGCAGGAAGAGCCCCCGGAUCCUCAGGGUCCCCAAAAGGCUCCAGCUGCCACCAGGGAGCAAUUGCAGGGGCCAGCAGAUCCAGAAUUGCUCUUCCCAUCACCCCACACCACUUCAAAGUAGAAAAAAGCUUGGGAAGAGGUUUAUUGCUGGGAAAACUAAAUAAAAUUGGGAAGAGGGGACUGCAAAGGAAGCAGGAAAGCCCAAGUGCUGAGAAGAUGGAUCCUCGAGGAUGAUGAGGGUGAAGAAGGCUCCUGGCAUCAUCAGGAUGGCUGAGUGGCCUAAGGCAUCAAACUCAAGGCCCUGCUAUCCCUGCUGUGUGAAUUCUUGUCCCCAAAUGGAGGCGUGGAUUCACAUUCCACUUCUGUCAUACAUUUUUCCUAAAAUCUCGAUAUAAAAUAUAAUUUUCUGGGUUUUUUUCUUUUCCUACCCCUGAUAAAAAAUUCUCCCUGUCAUAUCCACUCUCUUCAAACACUGGAAGCCCCAGUAAGCUCACCCCAAUAAGGAACCUUCAGUUCUCCAAGAGAACCCCAACUUCCUCAGCCUGGGAGCAUUGCCGUGGCCUCCUCUGGACUUCCUCUGUCAGCUCCCCAUCCUUCUCAUGAGGAGAACCCCAAUUUUGGACAGUUUCAUCCAAGAAACUCCUCCCUGGUGCAUUCAUUUCUUGAAUUAUCCCCCCAGUCCAAAAAGUUUUGCCUCGGAGUUACACGAGUACAUGCAGCAGGUGUAUCCUAGGAAUCCUCUGGGCAAGCAGGAAGUGAAGGACAAGAAAAUGUUUUGAAAGGGCAUCUUUCCUCAACAGGACCUGCCCACACCUCUCCAACCUGUGCCUGCCGGCCCAGAGACUCAUUAAGGAUAAUUACCUCAUUAAUAAAUCCACCCGGGAUUUUCUUUGAUGUGCUUUACAUAUACAGUCUUUUUUCAUCUCCACAGGGAAACCCUCCUCCAUUCCAAGUUCUCGCCAACACAUGCAUGAUGUCCCACACAACAUGUAGAGUGAAAUCCCACUUUUUUUCCCCCACUUCUUCCAUUAAUAAAAGUCAACCUUAAAACCAGAAAACAGCAAUUUGGGAAGAAAUCACUGAACCCUUCUCCCACCCUCUAAUCACCCGCUUUGUGAUGCAACAGAUGUCAGGCAGAAACUCACCUUCCUGUAACCUUCAGGGAAUCAACAGAUGGGAGCAGGAAGUUGGGAGGGACAACUUUUGCAACUGGUAGACUGUUGAUGCCCAGAAAAUAAAUCCCCAUCAUUGAGGUUGAUCUCAAAAGCAGCUUGUUGGGACACGCAUUAAUCCAUGUCUUAAUGUGAAUUAAUCCAUGUUAUCAAUGUGAAACCAGCUGCCUUCACUCCAAACUCUCUGCUGUUCCUGGGAAUGUGUAUCUGUGCCAGUUUCAUUGUGCAAUGCCCGCAUCCCUCAGGAUUUGUUAUUCCAGAUAGAGAAAAUAUGUGCUUUUGGAAGUUCACAUAUAUAAUAUGUGGGGGAAGUUCCACCCACAGGGGAACAACCAGCGGACCACAAAUCACAAAACAUAAAACCAGACCCAAACCAAGGGGUUUCUUUCCAAAAAAAUGAUAGUUUUACCUUUUUCCAAUCUAGCUGGUAGGUUUUCUUAAGUGGAGACGUGCUCCAAGACAAAAGAAAAAAACAAGAAAAACCUUCAGUCCUUUAGUUUUCCUUAGAAGGAAGUCUUCCAAAAGUGUUUGCCACCCAGUUUUAACCAAGACAGCACAGUGACACCCCUUUGGAAGAAGUCUUCCCUGCCAUCAUGAACUCACAGCUACAAGAAACAUCAAGGGUCCCAAAAACAUCCUGUGACUCACAGGAUUGCAUCAAUGCAUCGUGAAACUUCCCAUCCUGGGGGUUGUGCCGCCUGACUCUGACCGCACAUAAUCUCAAGGGCUAAGUACUUGAGAUACCACCACCACCACUGGAUGGAUCCAGAGGAGGGCCACAAGUUCCACAGGGACUGCAACUGUCACUUCAACCAAAGCACUGAUUACUGCUUAAUCAGACUGUGACCACCACCCUGACUCACAGGGGCCAGGCUGUACUCUGACUUUGUGGUUUUAAGUAAUUUUCUUGUAUUCAUUGCAUUUAUUGUAAUUUUUCUAUAAAAUUGUAACUAUGACUUAAAAUCGCUCCCAAGGUAUUUGUGUGCGGUUAAUUUUCCCCACUGGUUUACCUUCAAAACAGCACAACCAGGAACAUGGUAUUGGGAAUCCUGCAGGAAGCACAAAACCACCCCCACACGCCACAGAAAACCAAAAUUCUGGGCAAAACCCGUAUCAUGGCUUCUCCUGAGGAGAUCCUUUGAACACAGCACCACAAGCCCACAAUUUUCAUGUCACAAUUCCAGCUAAACCAGGAGAUCCCAUAAAUGCAAUCUGCAAAACCCUUGCCAUGAAUUUCCAAAAUUCUACCUAAAUUUUGUUGGACUGAAUGUUCCUCCAUCCUGAGAUAUUUUAUAAUCAUAUUUACUGAAACCCCACAUUUUUGUGGUGAUUGAACAGGAUAAAGCCUGGUGAGGGUGUUGGUUCCAAGCAGGAGACUCGAGCUCUCGGUCCAAGAACAAAGAGAGGGUUCCUCCGAUGAGUUUAUGGUGCUUUGGCAAGUCCAAGAUCUCCAUUCUGGAGAAAUGCUGGUCUCAGUCCUAGAAAAAUACACAGUUUUUGCCAUUUCAGUGAAGUUCUGGAUAAUCUUUAAGGUCUCCUUCCCACAAAAACAAUUCUUCAUCCCCUCUAUUCUGAUGGAGACAAGAUCAAGCCAAAAUUGUCAACACCCAAGAGCAUCCAGUAGGUGACUUUUCCCUGGAAAUGCUCAUUUUCAUUCUUGAAAUUAUAUUUUGAAUGCCAGCUCAAGAUCUCGCCAGGGUUCAGAAGGAUCCCCGUGAUGGUUAUUCAGAUUUCAGCGGGCUUUAUGCAAUACCAGGAAAAAAACCCCUAGCCUGAUUGUUCCCUUCUGGGAAAUUGCUGCCCUUGGUGGAGCAGGGUGCGGUCAACAUGGUACAUCCCAAAACAUGCAGUGGCCUCAUGGCUUUACUCCAGUGAGUAAAGGGGAAAAAAAACAAAAACCCAGCAGUGGAACUAAGCCUAGUCAAUUGCUGGUUCCCCUUCUAAUGACAAAUUCCACUUCGCUCCCUUCCGGGUUGUACUGAUUGGCAGAGGUUUUUCUUGAAGCACCAGAUUGCUUUUGGUUUUUUUUCCCUUAAGCUGGGGUAUAAAAUGAAUUCCAAUCUCAGCAGAGGAUUCAUCUUCCUCCUGGAGCGAUGACUGGGAUUGUGCUCUUCCAAAUCCUCCUGCUUGCGGGUCUCCUGAGUGCCAAGCGGUUCCCAUGCUUUCCUGAGUAUUGUCUGCAUGACCAGGACUACGAGGAGCUGCUGAAGAUCGUCCAGGAUGGACUGGAGCCCACAGCUCACCCGGCGCACGUGGUCGUGGUGGGCGCGGGGAUUGGCGGGCUGACAGCAGCCAAGCUGCUCCAGGACGCUGGGCACACGGUUACCGUUCUGGAAAGGAGCGGCUGGGUCGGGGGGCGCAUCCGGACGUACCGCCCUGAGGGACAGGACUGGUACGUGGAGCUGGGACCCAUGCGCCUGCCAGGCAAGCACAGGCUUGUCCGUGAAUUCAUCCGCCAGUUCAACCUGAAGCUGAAUCCCUUCAUCCAGAGGGACAACAACACCUGGUACUUCCUGAAGGGUGCUCGGGUCAGGGCUGAGGAGGUAAACAGGAACCCUGACAUCCUGAAUUACACAGUGAAGCCAUCAGAGAGGGGCAAGAGUGCCGUCCAACUGUACCGGGAGGUACUGAACAAGGCUUUAAAGAAGUUCCAGACCACUGAUUGCAGGAAGUAUCUGGCUCAACACGACUCCUUCUCCACCAAGGAAUAUUUGAUCAAAGUGGGGGGCCUGAGCCGAGGAGCUGUUGAGAUGAUCGGUGACUUGCUGAAUGAGGACUCAGGGUUUUAUCUGUCCUUCCUCGCCUCACUGUGGGACUUCAGCAUCUUCUCUGAAGAGAGCUUUGAUGAAAUCACUGGAGGGUUUGACCAACUGCCCAGAGCCUUCCACAAGGCGCUGCCCAACGUCAUCCAGUUCAACUGCACUGUGGAGAAGAUCAUGACAAAGGGCAACAAAGUCCGAGUGUUCUACCGUGCUCCGGACACGCUGGCCCCGACCAUCAUCACUGCAGAUUAUGUCCUUGUCACCUCCAGUGCCAAAGCUACCAGGCACAUCCAGUUCCUGCCACCACUGUCCCCUGCCAAGGCCCAUGCCCUGCGCUCCAUCAACUAUGCAAGUGCCUCCAAAAUUAUCCUGGCAUGCUCUGAGAAGUUCUGGGAGAAGGACAGGAUCCACGGAGGGUACUCCAUCACCGACCGCCCCUCCCGCUUCAUCUACUACCCCAGCCACAACUUCUCCAGUGGGGUGGGCAUCAUCCUGGCUUCCUACACCUGGACCAAUGAUGCCGAGUUCUUCCUGCCCCUCACAGAAGAGAAGUGCCUGGAUGUGGUGCUCCAAGACCUGGCAGACAUCCACCAGGUGAGCAAGGAGUACCUGCAAUACACUUGUGACCAGCAUGUGAUCCAGAAGUGGCAGCUGGACCAACACUCCCUGGGGGCUUUUGCUGCCUUCACCCCGUACCAGUUUGUGGAUUACUCGCAGGCCCUGUUCACUCACGAGGGCCGGGUCCACUUUGCCGGGGAACACACAGCCCAGCCCCACGCCUGGAUCGACACUGCCAUGAAAUCGGCCAUCAGGGCCAGCAGCAACAUCCACCAUGACAGUAAUGAAGCCCUGGCAACAGACAGGGAGUCGUUUGGGAGACUUGUGCACAGGGAAGAGCUCUGAGCGUGCCCUCAGCCAACUUUUGGUGGUGUGAAUCUGGUUCUUUCCAAGAGAAAUUAGCAGAAUUCAUUGGCAGUGAAGGUGUCAAAGAAUUGCGUGUCUUGAAGCAGGACCAAAGUGGUUAAACAUGUCAUGGGGAGAAGAGGGAACAUUGAAAUAGUAAUAGUAAUCAGAAUUAUAAACACUUCAUGGGGGUAGGAGGGAGCACUAAAACCAGGCAGUGGGCUCUGGGACUCUCCUGUUUCCCUUGUCCACUGCCAUUCCCAGUUCAUUUGCACUCAAGGCACUUCAUGGAAUGACUAAGGUGAAAUAAAGGUGGGAAUUGCUGGUUUCCUUGUCUGAGGGCAGUGUCAUCACAUAUAAACAGUGUCACCAUGCUCCAGCCCUUUGGGAGCAUCACUCUCAGUUCCCCUAACCCAGAAUUUGAAAGAGAACCCAGUGCUUCCUCACUAUCCUCUCCUUUGACUGGUCCAACACAACUACUUAAUUAAUCAAUACUAAUUCCUGUUAAGUAAUUUACCAUUCCCCACAGCACCAGUCAGGAUCUGAUCCAGGUCUCUACUACCUAAAGCAUGGCCGAUUCCAAGUUGAUCCAAGUAUAUCAAAUAAAUCAUUCUGAAUCUUCAUAGCAAAUCCAAGGUUUUGCUGGAGUUUCUCCUCUCACUAGUAAUUGUCCUAAAUUCUGUAGACUUGGAAACUCCAUCUGUGCUGCAGGUGGGAUUUUUUUGACAAGAUUAUUGACAGGAUAAUUAUAAAUGUCCAAGGGAAACACCAGACUGGUUGCUGAGAGCACCACACCAACCUUCAUUGUGGUCACUGAGCUGCUUGGCCUGUAAUUCAUCCCAACUCCCAUAAAAUUCCAACUUGCCCUUCCACCUCUGACUCCACAUAGCUGGAGGGGAGCAGCUCCAGUUUGAUUCCCAGCUCAAAAACAGAGGUCUAGCUCUCACUGGUGGCAGCAGAGACAAGAUACGAGGAGACCAUCACACCCCUCAGGCUCCCCCUGGCAUCAGUGAGGGAGAUUUAUCCCCAUUUACAUCCAUUAAAUCCCCCAAUGCUGCACCCCACAAUGCUGCUCCAAGGUGGAAGGACCAAAGUCCCAGGAUGGAGCUUAAACAGAGCCCCCAGGCCAAGGGAAGGGGCCUGCUCAGGACAAUUGAAGCUCGUUGAAGCUCAUUAACAGCUCAUUAAUGAUUACAGGGAGGGAAAGGAAAAAAAAAAAGGCCAAGCCACGUCCCUGGGUGGGCUCGAACCACCAACCUUUCGGUUAACAGCCGAACGCGCUGACCGAUUGCGCCACAGAGACCUGCGAGUGCGCCUGACAAUACGGGAAAAUGCGACAAAAGUCAAAUUUCAUGAGGUUUUACCGAAUUAGAGCAGUGGGGAUGAGGAUGGAGAUUCGGAAUGGGAUAGAGAUGGAGUUUAUAGAUGAAGACUAGGGAUGGGAAAUGAGGAUGGGAUACAGAUGAGAAUGAGAAUGGAGAUCGGGAAUAAAAUGGGAUGAGAUGAAACAGAGAUGGGGAUGAGGAUAGAAUGGAGACAGCAGUGAAGAUGGAAUGAAGAAGGGAAUAGCAUGAAGACAGGGAUGAGGAUGAGGAAGGAAGCAGCCAGCAGAUGAAGGCUCCCGAGGAGCUGUUAUCCGGGUAGCGUGGCCGAGCGGUCUAAGGCGCUGGAUUAAGGCUCCAGUCUCUUCGGGGGCGUGGGUUCGAAUCCCACCGCUGCCAACAGUUCUGUUUUGAUUUUUUUUGUCUCAUUUUUCUUCCUCCUUCUCUGUCUCCUCACCUGGGAAGACUGGAGUCUAAAACCCAAACAAAAAAAAAGGUUUCCAAAUAAGCAAAAAAAACCCACACGCACAAAAAAUCUCAAACCGACAACAAAAUGCGUACAAAGUAGAUAAUCCCAAAAGCAAAACAAACAAACUCCAAACACACACACCCAAAACAAUUUAAAUAACUCCGAAAUAAAAGACCACAAGCACAAAAAAAAAA